Molecule: messenger RNA, 704 nt
Organism: Daphnia magna
Lineage: Eukaryota; Metazoa; Arthropoda; Branchiopoda; Diplostraca; Daphniidae
Product: neuroparsin-A
Exons: 3
Coding region: 169-498 (109 amino acids)
Cellular component (GO): extracellular region
Source: RefSeq, a predicted model, not a curated record
CGUCACACUCGCACCAGUUUGAUUGAAUAAGGCGAGUGCAAUAGGAAUCUGUGCGCUCACUCUUUUAUCAGCUUUCAAGCUGACAUCACGUCACAUGCCAAGGCGUUCACUUUUUACAUGAGACGGGGUUAUACCUUUUAGCAUCAUAGACCUACCGAUACAUUUGUCAUGCAUCAGAAGAACACGCAUCCUUUCAAAAGUGCCAUCUGGCCUUUUUUCAUCUCUGCAUUUUUCAUUGUUUUUUUUAGCCGUGUCAAUUGUGCUCCUCGGUGCACCGCUUGCGCUGACAAGAAAGACUGUUUGCCUCCCAAGAAUUGCAUUUAUGGCGUAGUGAAAGACUAUUGCGGCCGGGAUAUCUGUGCAAAAGGACCAGGUCAUCGUUGUGGAGGAAAAUGGAAUAGUCUUGGGACGUGCGGAGAAGGACUUUUCUGUUCAUGCAACAGGUGUGGAGGAUGUUCCUUGAUUACAUUAGAAUGUUUCAACCUAACAUGCAUUUAGCAAUAAACGCAAAAACCAACCAAACCAUCAGCUACUCAACUCCACCAAAUAUUACUCCGUCACCAUUCUUGUGAACCGUCCUCGGAUACUGUACCCCUAGUAACGAGACAUGUGAUAUAAUAUUUUUUUAUUUUAUCCACAUUCUGCAUUACGCUUGUUCUCUAUAAGUAACAUUAUAUCAAAUAAAUAUUCCAAUUUCUUACUUG